Alligator mississippiensis (American alligator) is the source of this 5324-nucleotide messenger RNA. RefSeq names its product GrpE like 2, mitochondrial (gene GRPEL2). NCBI's taxonomy places the organism in Eukaryota, Metazoa, Chordata, Crocodylia, Alligatoridae. The record is from RefSeq and is a predicted model, not a curated record. Gene Ontology annotation, cellular component: PAM complex, Tim23 associated import motor. The transcript is spliced from 4 exons. Bases 106 to 756 code for a protein of 216 amino acids. Gene Ontology annotation, biological process: protein folding; protein import into mitochondrial matrix. Gene Ontology annotation, molecular function: adenyl-nucleotide exchange factor activity; protein-folding chaperone binding; protein homodimerization activity.
AUCCAUGCAGACAGCUCUCUGCUUCACGUAGGCAGGUCCCUCUGACUUCGCCACUUGCUCGUUCAUUCCCCUUUUGCUUGAGUGCACACACAAAUAUGUACAUAUAUGAAGCAUGAGUCGCAUGCAGCCGGAAACAACUCAGUAAGCUCUGCUUCCUCCAGAGGUUCCCUGUGUGCCUUCAGCACUGCAGCCCAGCAGAGGAGCACUGGAGAUGAGUGUGGCCCAGAAGAUCCCUGUGAUGAGCCAAGGCAUCCUCUUUCAGAGUGCACCCUAGAGCACAAAGCCAUCAAACUAGAAGAACAAGUCCGUGACCUAACGGAACGAUACCGAAAAGCCUUGGCGGAUUCUGAAAAUGUCCGGAGGAGGACCCAGAAAUUUGUGGAAGAUGCCAAACUGUUUGGGAUCCAGAGUUUCUGCAGGGACCUCGUUGAGAUAGCAGAUAUCUUGGAGAAGACAACAGAGAGUGCUGCAGAGCAAACAGAGCCCAGCGAUCCCAACCCAACCCUCCAGAAGAUCUGCGAAGGCCUGUCUCUCAUUGAGGCCAAAUUGCAAAGUGUGUUUGCCAAACAUGGCCUUCAAAAGAUGAACCCUGUUGGUGACAAAUAUGAUCCAUAUGACCAUGAAAUAGUUUGCCACGUACCGGCGGAGGGAAUGCAGCCAGGCAUGGUGGCACUAGUGACUCAGGAUGGCUAUAAGCUCCAUGGCCGCACCAUCAGACAUGCACUAGUUGGUGUGGCAGUCGAGUCACAGGCGUGAUAUGGGUGUGUCCUUUGUGGUCUGGGACCUUUUUGAGCUGAGGACUCUUCUUUGCUCCGUGGCAAUUGUGGCUGCAUGUCUAUGCUUAUUUAUUAAGUUAGGUUUCUAUUGUAUAUUGGCUCCUUAACAAUGUGUGCCAUCAUCCUAGCUUUAAUUCCAAGGUACUCAGUUAUCCAGUGUACUUUUCUGAGCAUGUGAAAUAAUAUUGGGAGUCCUCUUUGUCAAAAGUAUGUGGCACCAUAGCUCCUUCUCUUGUUGGUCUAAGUCUAUUAAAAAUUGAAUGGGGAAGGGAGUGUUGAGGGGAGAGAGAGAAAGAGAAAGGAUCCAAGAGCCAGGAACCUCCUGCCUUCUAAUCUCAGCUCUGACACAGACUCCUUCUGUGGCCUUAGGUGAAUCAUUUAACCUCUGUGCAUCAUUUACCCUGUCUGUUAAAUAUACUAACCUAUUUCACAGAGUAUUGUGAGGCUGUCUGCUUGGAAAGCACUGAGGAGAUAACCAGCUCCAAAUGCUAACAAGUAUCAGAUCUUUUUUGUUGCAUCUCAUGCCCUUCCCAGAGGCAGGGGGAUCUGAGAGGCUGUAUGCUUGAAAUACCGGUUUCAGCCAGAUUUCUCUCUCUGUCUCUGAAGAUAAUUUUAAACUCAUGGGCUGCAUCCAGACGAGCACAGGCACUUGUUUUGCUGGGGACAAGUAGCAGUGACACACAGCAGGUAACCCAAGGUAGGGUAGGGGAGACUGGAGCCAGCAACUGUGCUGGCCCCAGCAGCCUUACCUGGGAUCCUUGUGGCCUUCUGGAGCUGCAGCCACAGCAGGAAGCCUCCCUGGCAGCUAGAGUGUGGCUCCGGUUGGCCAGGCUCCGGUUUUGGGUGGCGUGCACGCUGCCACCAUAUGCUAUGCCUCUCCUUUUUUCAGCAUGGGUUUUUUUUACCCCAGGAAAUCUCGGGGUCAACACCCCCCCCUUUCCCCCCCAGCUACAAGGUUGCAGCACAGGGAACACCUGCAUGUGUGGUGUGUGGUGCCAAAGAUGGGUCUGUGGCAACACAUACCACACAUCCACACUCGUCUGGACACAGCCACGAAGACUCAGUCUCUUGGGCAACAUGGGCAGCUGUAUUUGAAUAGGAAUUAAGUUUAAAAAAAUCUGCUACCAGUUAAGACAUAUAAAAAAAACUAGAACUCUUGAUUCCAAAAUGAUACCUUUUAUUAGACCAACUGGAAAAUGGCAAGAAAAUUGUCCUUUUCUGUAAGCUUUCAGGAACAAAGUCCCUUUUUGUCAGGCACGGGGAAAAGUGUAGAUGGUACAAGAUGAUAAAAAGUCCCCAUAGGUAGGAAAUAAACUUCAUUUUUGCAUAGAGGGAGCUGACUUUUUACCAUCUUGUACCAUCUACACUUUUCCCAGAGCCUAACGAAGGGACUUCGAUCCCGAAAGCUUGCAGAAAAGGACAAUUUUCUUGCCAUUUUCCAGUUGGUCUAGUAAAACUGGCCUGUUACAAACUAGUCAGAGGGGACCAGCAGGCACUGGGAGAGUCCCUGUUCCCCCGAGCACUACCAGGAGUGACUAGAAAUAACGGUCACAAGCUGGCAGAGGGUAGAUUCAGACUAGAUAGACAUCAGAAGCCGCUACUUCACUGUCAGGGCGGCUAGGAUCUGGAACCAACUUCCAAGGGAAGUGGUGCUGGCUCCUACCCUGGGGGUCUUUAAGGAGAUUAGAUGAACACCUCGCUCUGGUCGUUUGACCCCAGUACUCUUUUCUGCCAUGGCAGGGAAUCGGACUUGAUGAUCUGCUCGGGUCCCUUCCGACCCUACCGGAAAAAAAAAAAGGUAUAAUUUUGGAACCAAGAGUUCUAGUUUUUUGUAUGUCUUUUUGUCUCAGACCAGCACGGCUACCAAGUACAACUCUGCUACCAGUUGAAACUUUAUCAGAUCAAUAUUAGCUCUCUAGCUCAUGCCUGAGACCCCCCCUGCUUUCAGAGUUAAAAUUGGGAUAAUGCUUGGUAGGGAUUUGCUGGGACUGUUCUAAAGUCUGUAGGUCUGUUCUUAAAGGAACUUGUACUUUCAAGAGAAAGUACCCCUGGAUUCUUUGCUGUAGCUUACAAGCACCCUUAAUGACAUCCAGUAGAUGCUGGUGACUCCAACACCUGAACUGGGUGAUCUGAUCUAAUUGAUACACACGUAACACUGACUUCCCAUUUCAGUUCAGGGACAACUGCUGCUUGGCUGUCUAGGUACCAAAUCUAGGCCUUUUUUAAUUUUUUUUUUAGAAAGGAGCAAACCUAUCUUAAGUGAAAGUCCCAAGUGUCCUUGAACCAAUUUCAGCAACAGUGACCAGAAAGUGAAGAGAAGCAGCAUAAAAGUGGGUGCUGGCCUGGAGGGAUCCCCUCAGCUGAAGACAAGUUAACUGGCACCAUGUAGUGAAAGGUCUUAGGGCAGAAGCAUUUCCCCCUGGAUCUCUGAUGAGGGUAAUCCUUUUGUGAACCCUUUGGCUAAACUGGAAGCAGGAGUCAUCUGUUCAUUCCCUGUAUUAGAUUUUAGAUGCUAGCAUCUGUACCUAUCUCUGAGCUAAAUCUGAACUCAAACUCCAUUUAACAAGUAAGAGAAGUAACAUAGGAGGUGGUGACAUCCAGCCUCAAGCUCAAGUCUGCUUUUUAAGUGAGGAGGGGAAUUGUGUUUACAGUGCUUCUUGCUAAGGAAUGAGUUCUUGCCCCCUCAAUUUUUCAGGCCAAAUUUAUGACUUGGCAAGUGUUUGGGGUCUGCUUCCAAAAACCAUGUUUAGUGGGAUGCCAGCACCUGCUUAAAAGAAAGCACUCCUUUCCCAUUCCUUUGCAGCCUUGUGUUCUCUGCCUUUGUGAUGGACCUCAAGACUAUGCCUUCCCUCAACUUAGUGCUGCCAACAGUCUUUAAUGAGAGAAGAAUAUAUAGAGAGCAUAUUAAGUUCAGUGCCUUUUAUUCCAAAAGGCUGUGAAGGAUGGGCAUGUCUCUUCUCAUUUGGUUAGCACAAAGCUGCCUUAAGCAAUGAUUUAGGACUGAUUCAGAGCUAUUUGACUCUGAAUUAGAAAAGAUGUUUCAGAAUGUGAUGGUGCACUUCUAACUAAUCAGAAUCUUGAGAUCUUGACCCUAGUAAUUAGUGCUUCUUGGUAAAUCUAAGGCCUGUUGUUUAAUCACAAUGGUGAGGAUUUAUUUUGAGAGAGAGAGAGGUCCACAUAGGCUUCUCUUUCUCUGGGACCUGUUUCAUGAAGGCACUAUGUCUUGUGGCUAAUCAGGAACCUGGCAGUAAGGUUUCUGUGCUCUGUUUCUGACUCUUCACCAAACACCAUUAUGAAAGUUAUUUCCUCAGUUUGUGCCUCGGGUUUUUUAGGUGUAAAACGUCUCCAAUAUUGGGCCUACCUUAAAGGGCUGCUGUGAGGAUUAAUAGAAUGUGUGCAGAGGGCUUUGAUUUCCUUUAAUGAAAUGUGCUGGAGAGAGGCAAAGAUAUUAUCACCAUCUCAUCUUCCGCUGUGUUUUAAUCCCAAUGUGAGAAUGCAAUUAAGCAAAACUCAAGGGGCCAGUCUCCUGAGUUGCACUGCAGUUCAACAUCUGAGGUUAACUUUGGUCCUGUUGGCUUUCGAGCACCCAUAUAAAUUUCAUACUUUGUGUUACCAAGAUUGUCCUAGGCUGGGUUAAAUUCUCCUUUAGAAAGUCCAGCCCUCUUGCUGUCUUCCAUGUUUGUAGAAAGCUUGCACUCUUAUGCACAAUGGGACCGAUUCUUCUUGGGCAUGUAACGCUGCAGUGUUACACUAGAGAGGAAUCUAACCCAUUAGCUUUUUUCUUUUCAGACACUUUAGUCAAUGAUUGACUCAUGUUAAUGCAAGUGUGUGUUAAGAAAGAGUUAUUUGUGGAGAAGGGAGGUGUCACAAAAGCAGUAGUCAUUGCCAUCUAUUUACACAUCACCAUGGUAGUGUUAAUAUGUGGAAAUGACCUCAGUGGUAGGUCUGUGGCAGCCUUCUUUUAUGUUGGCAUUUUUUUUCCCAUGCCUCUGCCACAUCUUGUCAGUGGGGCACAUUGCAGUUGAACUCUGCCAUAAGGUUUGCAGUGGCACAAUUAUGCUAAUGUGGCAGCAUGUGAAACUCCGACCAUAUGCAGUACAAAAUGUGAACAUCGCGUUCUUAGUGCUUCAUUAACAGGGAUUCUGUUGGAACAGCUGUGAUAAAUCAAUGGCUAUUAACACGCUUUUUAAAAAAAGAAAAACAAAAAGCAAUGUAUUUAAGUUUAUAUUGUGAAUAUUUUAGUAUUUUUUUAUUAUUAUUUUAAAGCACAAGGUGUUUUGAUAUCACUUGCCAAGACAAAUGAACAAAGCAUUGCUAAUCUCCAAAAAGUGUAGGCCUCUUAGUUGGCAGGAAACCUUCUGUACAUACUUUAUGUUUUCCUGUUUCUGUGCUUUUAUGUACCCAAAGGUUCUCACUGUAUGAAAGGGAAAUUCAGAGUGCAGUGUAGGGCGUGAUGACAGUGAGAUUUGAGUUAAUGCUGGAAUGUGCUGACUUCUUUUUAGAUGCUCAGAUACUGUGCAUUUGCUAAUAAAAGUUGCAUUAACAGGG